Messenger RNA from Loa loa (African eye worm), 1479 nucleotides. Its product is annotated as A-kinase anchor protein 10. Gene Ontology annotation, biological process: intracellular protein localization. The record is from RefSeq and is a predicted model, not a curated record. Bases 57 to 1421 code for a protein of 454 amino acids. NCBI's taxonomy places the organism in Eukaryota, Metazoa, Nematoda, Chromadorea, Rhabditida, Onchocercidae. The transcript has 12 exons. Gene Ontology annotation, cellular component: plasma membrane.
GAGCGACUUCUUUCAAAUACCUUUUAAAAAUUUCGUUUGACUACACAAAUUUUGGCAUGUUUCCUGUACAAAUAAACGAUGAUUUAGGUGAAUUACAACCACCACCUCAGCGAAAUUUCCCAAAGUCAGCUUUAGUGUAUACACUGAACGAAACAUUGCAUGAUGCUGCUGCUUUGGCGUACUUUAUUCAGUUUAUGGAAGGAAUUGGUCAACUUAAUUUAAUCAAAUUCUGGCUGCAUGCUGAAAGUUGUCGGUGUUCGGCACUUACGGUGAAAAAGAAUGACGUAACUUUGAUCGCAAUGAUCAAAAAUGAUGCGAUUCGUAUUUAUUUGAAAUAUAUAAGCGAAGAUGCAUCCUGUUCAAUCAAUAUCACUGAUCAUUUGCGGAAAGUGGUAUUGGAACGAAUAAAUGCUAAAAAUGGGUCUUUCGAUCCUUGUUGCUUUUCUGAGGCACAAAGCUUUGUUUUUAACGUCAUGGAAAGUCGGUACUUCAAAGAGUUUGAAAGUAGUACGUAUUACGCUAAACACCGCAUAGACGUUAUCAGCAGUGGAGCACUUACAAUAAAGGAUAUUAUGCUAUGUCAACCACUUCUAUGCGCAUUUGUCGAGUAUAUGGAAAAUGAAGACGGUGGGAAAUUAGUAGAAUUUAUUAUUUCCGCUGAGAGCUUUGCUAAACAGUUACCGUUAACGCAAAGUAAUGAACAAGCAGUUGAAGAUGCUAUGAUUAUCUAUAACAGAUAUUUUUCAAUGCAAGCAACAGAGCCAUUGAAAUUUGAUUCGAAAACACGAAUUCAGAUCGAAAGCGACAUUUGCUUAGGAAAUGGAAGACCUGCUUCGAGCUGUUUCGAAACAGCACGACUUAUGGCUUUGCGCAUUCUGGAACAGAAUUACCUGAAACGCUUUUCUGCAUCUCCAGCAUUUGUAAAAUAUCUGCAAAAGCUGAUGGCUCAAAUCGAAAACAAUGUCGAAUUGCCGGAUCCAAAUAUGAGAAAGCGGACAUUUGAUACAAGCAUACCGUCAUCGUUAUUUGAUAAAGCGAUAUAUCGUAAUUUAACUCAUCUUGACCCAUCACUCUCUCCUGCAUUGUUACCACUGAAUAGGGAGGAAUACGAGGCAGUCUCUCAGCCAGAUUGCUCAAAUUCGUAUGGCACGAGUAUUCCCCGUAUUGGGCGAUCAAGAGCGAGCAUUUCAUUAGCUACAGUUGAUGAUAUGGGCCGCUAUCGACCAAUGUAUGAUAAUAGUUACAGUAUAUCCGAAAAUAAGGGAAAUACUCGACGGAGGCUCAAAAGCAAAAUAGAUAAAUAUCUACAUUACUCUGUGAAAAAGGAGGCGGAGGUAGCAGACCAAGUGGCGCAACUUAUCGUUGCUGAUGUGCAUAAUAUGGUUUCUGCGGGCAGUUCGUUAAGGCUUUCUGAUUUUUGAUGUAUGCUGCUCCGUAACAAUAAUAACUCGAGGAAACUUCUCCUAUCUCUAAUGUAUU